AUGGCGUCUACACAAUUUGAGUCGACCCGGGUGCAUCCGCGGCGUCGGCCUGUUGUGAACACAUCUUCAAACUUGGCAAAGACAGACGAGGAACCAACCGCCUCCAAACUCCAAUUGAAGAAGGGUGAGACGUUCAAUGCGCCGACAAGCCCUCCAUCGGCGGAGAGCGAUCCCGUAAUGAACAUUCGAUCCCUUCCUCAUCGAUCGCCAACCUCGCUUGAUGCGCUUGCCGCUAGCGAGGAGAGCAUGUCAUCGAUUUUUGAGCGUCUGAAUCUCGACGAGAAUUCCGAGGGCCAAGGCGCGUCAACUGACAACCAGUCUGCUGGUGCAUCCACCUUGAAUUCAGCGGCUGAUAAGGAUGAGCACAACUCGUUUCCGUCGGUGAAGAAGGUCAGCACACAGCAGGAAGACCACGACCACGAUUCUGAUAGUGGGCUCGGGUCAUCUGUGAGUGAUUGCGACUCCAUGUCCGAGAUAAGCGAGCAAGACAAUCACGAUGCUUCCGUGGAACAGGACUCCACCAUCACCAGUCCAAUCGCUGCCUCUCAAGGCACCAACCCUAGACAUCAAUUACCUCUUUCGGCAUGCAAACAAAUUGAGCGCUACCUCCUGGUGCCACUACUUAAGGAGCCCAAGCUCGAAGAUUUCCAUCCUCUUGUUCGAUCUGUUCCAACACGCAUCGCCAACAAACAGAUUGUCUGUCUUCGCGAUCUUGAGAAGAUUCUCUUGUGGCUCGCCCCCAAAUUCUCAAAAUCGCGAUCCUCUUACCUUUCCUUUUGCGAGUACACUAUCCAGUGUCUCCACACCUCGGUCUCUCACCUGAACGCCAAGGAUCAGCGUCUCCCCGCUGAUCGUCCGUACACAAACGGCUACUUCCUUGACCUAGUUACUCAGGUCCGCCGGUACGCAGCAAUGGUUCAGGCCAGCAAGGCCGAGGCCCUCCAGUCCAACAAGGACAAACCUUCUGUUCCCCCUGCCUCCCUUCAGGGAGGUCUUUCAGUCAACGGUUGUGCCGCUGAACUGGUGAUCAUGACGGACGGCCAAGUCAUUUCCUUGGCCACUGGUAAGCCCUUCGAGGGCGCCGUCUCGAUCAAGCGUGCCCACGAGACCGUUGAUGAGGUCACCGACGAGGGAGUUGUGCGCUCCAUGGCUCGUCGCAAGAAGAACGCACCGCCCAUGGACAUCAACCAGAAGUGCGCUCACUGCGACAAGGUCUUCAAGCGGCCGUGCGACCUGACCAAGCACGAGAAGACUCACUCCCGCCCUUGGAAAUGCCCGGACACGACCUGCAAGUACAACCUGGUUGGUUGGCCAACGGAGAAGGAGCGUGACCGCCACGUGAACGACAAGCACUCGGAAAACCCCAUCAUCUUCAAGUGUGAGUUCGGCGGGUGCACCUACACCUCCAAGCGGGAGAGCAACUGCAAGCAGCACAUGGAGAAAGCCCACGGAUGGAAGUACAACCGCCAGAAGAGCAAUUCGCGGGCUCGAGGCUCCAAGAGCAAGCGUGGCACCUCCCUCCGCGCUGCGUCUCAUCAAGACUCCCCCAGCACUCCCGAUGCCAUGACCCCUGCAUCCGGCCAGACCGACUUCAACACCCCCAGCCUCGGUCCCACUCCCUCGCCUUGUGAGCCAUCUCUCAUCUACUCCGAUGGCUCCUCCUUCAUCAACUUUGCGGACCCGCCUGCUCCGGUCCCGGGCAACGGCUACUCGGCCUUCUACAAUGCAAGCGUCGUCAAUCAGCCCGAGGCUGCCAUGUCCUAUCAGGCAUCUCCGGAAGGAACCGCCCCCUCCUACCAGACUCCUCGCACCUACCAAACUUCCCCCGAUGCCACUAUGGCCCACGAUUUCCAGUUCACUGCAGAGGACAUCGCGAAUUUGGGCAGUCUCGGUAGCCUUGAAGCUCAGUUCGCCAUGGGCAAUCCUAAUGAACUGGUUUCUCAUUUGAACAUGCAUCAAUCGAUCGUUGCGUCCAUGUCCUCCGUGCCCUCUGCCUCGUCCGUCCCCGAUCUGAGCGGAUCUGUUUCUGCGUCCCAGGGUAACUCUCCCUGCGCCCCUGCCGCUUCCGGGGGCAAUCUGUGCGACAAUAUCGACUGGACCCGUGUUGAGUACUCGCUUCAGAACAACAUCAACGACCUUCAUGGCGGCAAUGACAACGGUAACGAUCAAGCCAUGAUGAUGUCGGGUCUUUCGCCCACAGCUCAAGGUCAUCUCAUGUUGUUCUCCCCAGACAACGGUCUCGCCGCGGCCAACAUUGGCGCCUCUUUCCCCUACGGUGGACAGGACAUGCAGCAGAACUUGCAAGACUUCAGUGGUCAGGAGUUGCAGGACUUCACUCUUUUCGAAACCCCCAUGCCCACAUACCCUGCCGCGAAUCUCACUGACCCCGCCUUUAACUGGGUUGGUGGUCCGUGGCCUGGGAUGGACAAAGCCAUCGCGUUCGAUUAG
Molecule: messenger RNA, 2448 nt
Organism: Penicillium oxalicum
Lineage: Eukaryota; Fungi; Ascomycota; Eurotiomycetes; Eurotiales; Aspergillaceae
Gene: ace1
Product: putative C2H2 transcription factor (Ace1)
Exons: 4
Coding region: 1-2448 (815 amino acids)
Source: RefSeq, a predicted model, not a curated record